Messenger RNA from Brachypodium distachyon (stiff brome), 2858 nucleotides. Its product is annotated as ubinuclein-1. The record is from RefSeq and is a predicted model, not a curated record. Gene Ontology annotation, cellular component: nucleus. The transcript is spliced from 13 exons. Bases 381 to 2717 code for a protein of 778 amino acids. Lineage: Eukaryota; Viridiplantae; Streptophyta; Magnoliopsida; Poales; Poaceae.
AAAGUCAGCAACAGAAGCUGGUCCAAAGCCCAUGCCCCCCUUCUCCAAAACGAGCAAGGCAAACGGCGGCGAGGCCACGAGCCAACGCGCAACGCCGACGAGGAAACUGGAGUUCGAGGGCUGACGCACGCCAAACCCCCACCCCACUCCAGCGCGCCGCCGCAUUCUCAUCCCACGAAACCAUCCGCGUUCCUCGUUACCAAAUCCGGGGGCCGCUUUCUCGUUUGCGUUACUUCUCCAAUCGAUCUCCAUCCUAUCUCAGCCAAAACCACGCGCGUUCUCGAUUGCAUACCACUCCUUCCACCAUCAGCCCUCAAAAACCCUAGCCGCCCCCUCCCCCUCGAUCUAAUGCUCUGACCUCCCCGCCUCCCCGCGUUGCCAUGGACGACCCUGGGGCCGUCCCCUCGUCCUCUUCCUCCGCCGCCGCCGCAGCUGCCGCCACCACCCCUAGGGUUCCGGCUGCCGCGCCCCCCGCCGCCGUGGCCCCGCCCCCUCUCGCGCCGCAGCAGGUGCCUGCUGCUGCUGUUGCGGCAGCGGGGGCGGCUCCCCAAGCCGCGGCGGUGCCCCGCAGGCAGAUUUUCUCCGUGGAGCUGAAGCCUGGGGAGACCACCAUCGUGUCCUGGAAGAAGCUGCUCAAGGAGUCUGGACAGGCAGGCACAUCGCAGCCGCCGCCAGCAGCGGCAGCGGCAGAGCCUGCGGUCGCUGCGCAACUGGGCCUGCCCGGUGCGGCACACCCUGCAGAAAAUGACCCAGAGGAUCCAACACAGCCAAAUCGGUUUAAUGCAGUUAUUGAGAAAAUCGAGCGCCUAUACAUGGGUAAACAUAGCAGCGAUGAAGAAGAUCUUGAUGAUGUACCAGAUGAUGACCAAUAUGCCACUGAUGAUUCUUUUAUUGAUGAUGCUGAAUUGGAUGAGUAUUUCGAAGUUGAUAAUUUGACUACCAAGCACAAUGGAUAUUUUAUUAACAAAGGGUCAUUGGAACUGAUUGAAACUAGUACAACGGCUAAUGUUUCCACAAAGAAAAGAAGAAGAAAAGACUCCUCAGGUGCUCAUAUUGAAAAUAAUAAGGGUGCUGUGGGUGAUAAUGUGAGCAUGAGCAACAUGCCUGGGAAAUCCUCAGCAAGAGGUGCUGCUCAUGAAGGGAAUAAAUUAGCUACUAGCAACUUAGGUUCGAAUGGUGAAUAUUACCAUGAAGGCAAGAAGACUAAAACCAGUGCAACUGGAGUCCCCAAAAGGAGAUCGUCUGAUUUUGCCACAGGUUUUGAUUCUGCAGCACACACAAUGGCAUCCAGUAAGGAUGUGUCAAAUUCUCCUUCAGAGCUAAAACACUUUGAAAAGCAUAAAACUGCAGCAUUUCCGCCUACUGAUUUUGGUAAUAAGUCGAGAGCCAGUGAGACGUAUGACUAUGCUUCAGCAUACAGGGAUAAAGAUCCUUCAGUGCAACUUGAUUUCCAACAAAAGAAGACUUGUAUUGGGGAAAACCAAGAUCUGACCAAUAAAAUGUAUCAUAAAGAGAAACAUGGAAUGAAUGACUUUUCUGGCAUGGCUGGGUCUGCUGCUGUCUAUCCUACACAAACAAUGCACCCAAUCACUGCUAGUGCUAGGGGGAGUGCAGGUACCAAACCUAAAGGCACCAGGCUUGAGCGAGCCAUUCGGGAUCUCCAAAAGAUUGUUGCUGAAAUUGAAUAUAGACCAGCUAUUGAUGUUAAUGAGGCUGACCCAAAUGGCCAGGCAUCAGUUAAACGACGAUUGCCUCAAGAAGUAAAGCAAAAACUUGCCAAGGUCGCAAGGCUAUCGGCAAACCAUGGAAAGGUCCAAGAGCACGAGUUGAUGGAUCGCCUCAUGGGCAUAGUUGGACACCUUGUGCAGCGUAGGACACUGAAGAGAAACAUGAAAGAAAUGGUAGAAUUAGGACUCUCUGCUAAACAAGAGAAGGCUGAUAGGUUCCAGCGUGUAAAAAUGGAAAUCAAUGAAAUGGUCCAAACACGUGUGGCUGCCAAGGCAAAGGCCAAUGAACAACAGGAUGGUUCAGCCGAUGAUUUUCAGAUCAUGAAUGAUGAACAAAGAGCUUCAAAAGGAAAGUUUGUAAUGGAUACUGCACUGGAGGACAGGAUAUGCGAUUUGUAUGAUCUGUACGUUGAGGGUAUGGAUGAAGACAAGGGUCCUCAAAGCAGGAAACUAUAUGUAGAGCUUGCAGAGUUAUGGCCACAAGGUUGCAUGGAUAAUGUUGGAAUCAAAGAUGCCAUAACUAGAUCGAAGGAGCGAAAGAGAGCAUUAUACAACCAGCAGAAGGUCAAGAAUGUCCGGGACGAGGAAAGACUGAAGAGGAAAAGGCUAGCUGAGGCAGCAAAACUGCCAGAUGGUUACCCUGUUGCAAUGCAGAGCGCAGUGGCCCAGCAAGCCGGACAACCAUCCAUUAUAAACCCUGUUAGUUCAUACCGUGUGACUGACUAUGGACAGAACCAGGCAUCAAAAUGUCUUGAAAGGGUUCGUGAUACAAGCACAAGUGAUGGCAACAACAAAACUGCUGGCGAGGUGAAGAAGAAGAAAAGAAAGCCAGAAUCUGAUCUUCUUGAUGCACAAGCUAACCAACGGAUGAUUCCCUGGCAUCAUGGUACUGAGAAGCAAAAGCCUCCUAGGCAUGUAGAUGAGGCAAAUACUAGUAAUACCCUGUCCACCGUGCUUUGCCUCCCGAGCUAUGAUCAACAACCAAGCUGAUUAUUUUUGGUAUAACAUUGAACUCAUUUAUUUCCUCUUAUAGGCUCAUGUGGGAUGGUUUAACAAAUAUCCUUGUUGAGAGUGUUCCAUUGCUAAUUUGUAAAUCUCCAUAUGGUGUACAUGGCUCUUUUCAUCCCUUUA